Vespa velutina is the source of this 2826-nucleotide messenger RNA. RefSeq names its product venom carboxylesterase-6-like. The coding region runs from base 447 to 2240 and encodes 597 amino acids. The transcript has 9 exons. The record is from RefSeq and is a predicted model, not a curated record. NCBI's taxonomy places the organism in Eukaryota, Metazoa, Arthropoda, Insecta, Hymenoptera, Vespidae.
AUCGGUAUCUUUCAGAUCCGUGCAUCGUGAUUCGUACAAACAAUUCUCUCUCUCUCUCUCUCUCUCUCUCUCUCUCUCUCUGUCUCUCUGUCUCUCUCUUUUACUCUCGUAAGCUGUGUGAUAUCGGUCUCAUCGUCAGUCGCAUUUAAACCAUUGAGAAUCAAAGACCAAACUAAUUCUGAAUAAACGUUUUACCACGUUUUUUUUUUCUUUCAUUGACGAGUUAUUUAAAAGGAAACAUCUAUAAAAAGAAAAAGAAAAAUAAAAAGAAAAAGAAAAAGAAAACAAACAAACAAACAAAAUAUCGGCGUAAAUCUUGACAUAAGAACAAAUCAAUUAUUAUCAUAUUAUUUAUAAUCAUAUAUAAUUCGUUCGUCGUCGUCAUCGUCGUCGUCGGUUAUUUCAAGUGAGUGUCCCCGUUAGACUGCUUUCACCUCGUUUCGAAGAUGUUGCCAAGUAAUCGAAGUUACUACACCAAUGUAUGGACAUUGGCGUGUUUACUUUUACUUUUUACUAAUUUUAAUAAGAUUUCUCUUUGCCAUGAAGAGGAAUUGGAAUCGCCAAAAGUACGAAUUAAAAAUGGUACAUUGAUAGGUACAUUAAUGUUAACAAGGAAUCAACGUGAAUUCGUUGGAUUUCGUGGUAUACCAUACGCAUUGCCACCGCUUGGUGAACUUAGAUUCGAGCCACCACAACCUAUGACCUCAUGGAAGGGUACGUUUGAUGCACGUAAUGACCGAUCAAUAUGCACUCAAAGAAAUAUUUAUACUCAUCAAGAAGAAAUCGUUGGUUCGGAGGAUUGCCUUUAUUUAAAUGUUUAUACACCUAAGGUGCCUAGUACGAACGAAGAAAAAAAUUCUCGAAACAGUUAUCCAGUUAUGGUUUGGUUCCAUGGUGGUGGCUGGGUCACUGGUGCCGGUCAUUCCGAAUUUUAUGGACCGAAAUUCCUUUUGGAUCAUGACGUUAUUCUCGUCACGUCGAAUUUCAGGCUUGGCCCACUGGGAUUUUUGAGUACUGAGGACUUGGUAUCUCCUGGAAAUCAAGGUUUAAAGGAUCAGGUUCAGGUACUUCGAUGGGUUAACGAAAAUAUUGUUGCAUUCGGUGGCGAUCCACAUAGAGUGACGAUUUUUGGCGAGAGCGCUGGUGGUGCAAGCGUUCAUUAUCACAUGAUGAGUAAUCUCUCAAAGGAUCUAUUUCAACGUGCGAUAUCACAAAGUGGCAAUGCUCAUUGUCCUUGGACCUUGACAAAGGCAGGUAUGGCCAAAAAAAAGGCAGAAACUAUUGGAAAACUUUUUAAUUGUCCGACCGACAAUUCAAUGGCGAUGAUAAAUUGUCUCAAAACGAAAGACGCGUCGGAAAUUAUUGGCACGGAUCGAAUAUUUCAGGAAUUCGAUUAUUGUCCGAUGAUACCGUUCAGACCAGUGAUCGAACCAGAUCAUCCUAAUGCAUUUAUCACCGAGGAUCCCAUUGUCAGGACAAAAAUAGGCAAGGUCAUGGAUGUACCAUGGAUGAUAGGUGUUACUUCGGAGGAAGGAUCCCUUAGAGUACCAUCUCUCUACGCUUUAUCCAAUGGCGAAUUGAUCAAGAAAAUGAAUGAUGAUUUUCCGAACGUUGCACCGUUGACCUUGCUACACGGUGAAACCUGUCCUGAUCAUUUGCGAGAUAUAAUUAGCCAUGCAAUAAGAGAAUUUUAUUUCAAAGGAAAUCCUAUAGAUAAUUCCACUCGUUUUCAAGUAAUCGAUAUGUAUAGCGAUGCUUGGUUCAAUCACGGUACUCGUACAUCGAUUCGUGAUUAUUAUAGAACCCAAUCAUCACCGAUUUAUUAUUAUUAUUUCUCUUACAAAGGUAGCGCAUCAUUUAGCAAAAUAUUUGGCGACGAUACCAUGGAUUAUGGUGUAACGCAUGCCGAUGAUUUGCAAUAUCUAUUUCCGGUUGGCGAACAAUUAUUUCCGGACAUUCCAUUAUCAAAUGACGAUCACAAAAUGAUCGACAUUAUGACGUUACUAUGGUACAAUUUCGCUAAAUCCGGAAAUCCGACGCCAGAAAUAACGGAGAUCAUAACAGAAAAAUGGAAACCAGUGAGAAGUCAAUCGUUAGAAUAUUAUCGUAUAAACAAUUUGUUUUUAUCAAUGUCAGACGAUCUUCAUCCAGAAAGAAGAAAGUUUUGGGAUGAUUUGCCGGCAUGCAUUAAUCCGGACAAAACUAACGAGAUACGUCAUGGCGUUAAAGAGGAAUUAUAAAAUCUUUGGCAUAGCGAUCGAUCUUUAUCGCAUUAGAAAAUUAUUAUAAAAUAUAAACAUAUAUAUAUAUAUAUAUAUAUAUGUGUGUGUGUAAUUAAAACGAGACUGUACUUAACAAAUUGUUUUUUAAGUAUCGAUAAAGAAAAAUAUUUUAUAAAUAUAUAAAUGGAAAUGGAAAAUAGAAAUUUUACCAUGACUGAACGUAAAUUAUAAUAAUACAAUGAGUUUCUCUCUACGUGAACUUAAUAUUGUUUUAUUCGAGUUGAUGUAAAUGUAGAAAUGAAAAAAAGAAAAAAGUAAAAAAAAAAAAAAAAAAAAAAAAAAAAAAAAAGAAAAAAAAGAAAGAAAAAAAGAAAAAAAGAAAAAAAAAGAAAAAGGAAAAAAAAAAUUAUACAAAUACCCGUAGAAAUGAACAUGAACAAUAUACUAUAUAAAUAGAGAAAGAAAUUGUAUGAAAUAUGAAAAAAUCUCUUCACUAUACUCGUCGAAGGAUUAAUAAUUUUUUUUUUUUUUUAAUGUUACGCGACGUGUAUGCUAAAGAUCGUACGAAAAAAGAAAAAGAAAAAAAAAGAAAGAAAAAAAUAAA